Molecule: messenger RNA, 366 nt
Organism: Kluyveromyces marxianus DMKU3-1042
Lineage: Eukaryota; Fungi; Ascomycota; Saccharomycetes; Saccharomycetales; Saccharomycetaceae
Gene: ACP1
Product: acyl carrier protein
Exons: 1
Coding region: 1-366 (121 amino acids)
Biological process (GO): fatty acid biosynthetic process
Cellular component (GO): mitochondrion
Molecular function (GO): acyl carrier activity; acyl binding
Source: RefSeq, a predicted model, not a curated record
AUGUUCAGAAGUGUAUUCCGUGUCGCACCAACUUUAACCAGAGUUUCUGGAUUGAGAACUGGAUUUGUCAAGCCAACUUUCAGCUCGGCCUCCAGAUUCUACGCCUCCUCUUCGCUAUCUAAGGAUGAAAUCACAUCUCGUAUUGCUGAUGUUAUUAAGUCGUUUGACAAGACCUCUGCUGCCAGCUCUAUCACAGCCGAAACUCAAUUCUCAAAGGAUUUGGGACUAGAUUCAUUGGAUACCGUGGAGCUAUUGGUUUCCAUUGAAGAAGAAUUCGACAUCGAGUUCCCAGACAAGGUUGCUGACGAAUUGAAGACCGUGGGAGAAACUGUAGAUUACAUUGCCUCCAACCCAGAAGCCAACUAG